AUGGAUGCAGCAGAAGAUAGAGACAUUAAAUUUCAACGUGCAUCUGGGGACCUGAUAAAGGAUCUAACCGAAAGUCUUCCAUCUCUGCUUUGGAAGCCACAAACUGCGAAUGGGCAGGAUGUCCGAGUCGUACGCCGCUGGGCGCAGGCCGCUAUGACAGAGAGGCUCAUAAGCCUUCUUGAGCCUUUCCAAGAGUGGCCGCAGCUUCUAGACCCGCAUCUGCAGAAGUUGCUGCCCCCUCUGGUUGACGCUUUCUUGGCCUAUCUGGUCAAACAUAGUGAACAGUACGCCGCGAGAGCACCCCGAACACGGCAACAUGGGACUCUUUAUCCUCUCCCAAGAGCUAUUGGCAAACUUAUGUACACCUUUUGCAAGGUUCGGGGGGUCAAGGUUGUCAGCAGGUUCUUGAACAAUGAACCCAAGUAUCUCGACCCGCUACUACGAGCAUUCAUCCAGUGGGACUCAGUCCAAACUAAUUAUCCGAUGGAAAUAGCAACAGGGGACGAUUCAAAGCGACUCAUUUGGGAAGAGCGAUAUAUCAUGUUAUUAUGGCUCUCACACCUCUUGCUUGCUCCUUUUGAUCUGGCCUCUAUGUCUUCAGAUAAUAUACCUGUGCCUCAUGAUAAUUUGGACCAGCUGAACAUGUUACCACCAGAGACGCCCGCAAUUGCAAAGUCUAUUCUUUCAGUGGCUUUGAAAUACGUUAGUGUCCCUGGAAAGGAGCGGGAGGCCGCAACCGUGCUGUUGGCACGUCUUGCACUUCGCCGAGAUAUGCACGCUGAUCUUCUCAACAAACUGAUUGACUGGGCUUUUUACACGUUACAACCGGAAGAUGGUACUAAGUUGCCUUCUGUCUACACGUGUGUUGGGGUGUUAUCUUUUCUCGCUCGCUUAGGAGCGUCGAGCCAGGUUGAAGAUUUCAUGCACCUCGUUGUCCCUAUAUUUGGACGGACCCUUCGCAUUGCUCAAUCAGAUUCGGUGACAUGCAAGGCGAUUAGGUCUUCUGCCUUGGCACGGAAAAUGAUGAUUAAGAUCCUUCGCACGUUCACGGUUAUGGCUUUAGCUAUAAAUGAGAGAGCUGAUGGUAAUCUCACUGAUGAAAAUAUAUCUUCGAUACUAGAAGAUACCAUUGAUCAUUUCCUGGUCUCGCUUGCUGACGAUGACACACCUGUGCGGCUUGCUGCGAGCAAAGCUUUGAGUAUUAUAACAUUGAAGUUAGACUCUGUCAUGGCAGUAGAUGUCAUCGAUGCUGUUCUUGGAUCAUUGGAAGAGAACAUCCUAUAUGAGAAGCGCGACGGCACCCUAGUGACGCCGUUCGAAGCGCGAAGGAUCGGCUUUAACACUUUAAAGCGCAACCUGAGUGCAGUCGAUGCCCAGAGAUGGCACGGGUUGUUGCUGACUUUAGCUCAUUUGGUCUUUCGGCAUGCUCCUCCAACGGAGCAACUUCCCAGCGUGCUGCAAUCCCUUGUGUCUGGUCUUGACUUCGAGCAGAGAUCUGCAACUGGAAGCUCUAUUGGAACUGCAGCUCGGGAUGCUUCCUGCUUUGGCAUAUGGGCACUGUCUCGAAAGUAUACAACAAAGGAAUUGCUAGCGUUAGAUGCGCAAUCAAUCCAUUUUUCUGCAAGUCAAGAAGGGAUGAGCGUUGUGCAAAUGUUGGCCGUCGAGCUUGUACGUGCUGCAUGCGUCGACCCUUCGGGAAAUAUAAGACGAGGUGCCUCCGCUGCCCUACAAGAACUUGUCGGUCGCCAUCCUGAUACUAUCCUUGAGGGAAUCUCUCUUGUGCAGGUAGUAGAUUAUCAUGCGGUUGCGCGCCGCUCACGGGCGAUGAUUGGUGUUGCAAAGGCGACAGCGGAUCUCAACUCCGUUUAUUGGAGUCCUCUCGUGGAAUCAUUGAUGCAGUGGAGAGGUAUUGGUUCUCCUGAUGCGGAAUCCAGAAGACAAGCAGCAAGGGCGAUUGGAGCAUUGAGUGCUCGAGAAUCGUACAAGACUAUGGGGCUGGUUCUCCGGCAACUUCUUGAGAAGCUUUCUGGCAUUUCCCGGGGUGACACGGAGACAAGGCAUGGCUGUCUGCUAUCAAUUGCCGCUGUUAUUGAUACUUAUAAUAGUCAGCUGGAUAUUAUGGUUGAUAGUAAGCAUUCCUCCGGUGCUUUUGAUGUUCGCCACCAGAUAGGAGAUCUUUGGGAAAUAUUUGAUUCAUCGUUUGGUCCAACCCCCGAAGAUCUUACCCUCCAAACUGCGCGGCCCGAGUUGACUGCUGAGGCGGCUUCACGCCUGGUUUCCUCUCUUUCUCAGUCAACUGUCCAGGAUCCGGAAAUGCUUCAUCCCUGCGCUGCCUUGCUUGAUACGGUGCUUCAGAUUCUCUCGCUAUCAGUAUGCCGAGUGGAAGAUAUUGUCAUUGAGGCUUCCUCUGAUGCUCUAUCGAAGUUGUUUCUUCUUUUCCCAUCCUCCAAACGACAGGAGACAGUGCAAAGCUGGAUUGCUCAUACUCAGGCCGCUAGCAAAUUGCCGACAGGGCGCGGUCAGAUACUAGCUCUUGGAACGGUGUUUAAGCGAGUUGAGGCAAUAGACUCUUUGGGUGAAUCUGUCAUAGAGGAAUUGCUGCGCUGUGCUGUAAAGGAGGAGCUGAUUGAAAAGAGGGUGACCGCCGUGAAGUGCUUGUCAGCCGAGGUUAUGCCGUAUGCAGCUGUCACGGAUACCAUUGUAGACCACUUUGUCGGCUUCCUGAACGAUUACACGACAGAUAGACGAGGCGAUAUUGGGUCCUUGGUCAGAGUAGAAGCGCUUCAAGGUGCCCGGGUGAUUCUUCAAAAACAUCAUGGUUCAACCUUUCGCAGCGAGUGUACCCAGAAACUCCUCGGCUGCAUAUCCCGACUUGCUGCAGAGAAACUGGACAAGGUCCGUUUCCAGGCAUGGCUCUGUCUACAGAGAUUCUGGGAGUUGGGAAACGACUUUCCACGGUUGCAAAGGAAAUAUGAGCAUUUCAUCGAUGUGUCUUCACCACAUUAUUUCCUUCAGCUACUGGAGUUGCAACAAGUCGAGUGGCUCCGCCUGCCGCUUAUCCAAGGUAUUGCUACUUCAGCCGUCGCUGGAUCUGAGGGUCUCAUUCGUGCAUCGCGUUCAGCAUUGGUGCAGUACAUCAAUGCAUGCGAAGAACAGCAGCGACAAGUUGUGGUUACUACACUCCUCAAUAGCCUAAUAAUUAUCCUAAGCGAGAAUAUGCAGGAUGACCGCUACGCAAUACCGGUUAUGGAGUUAACUGCUUUCUUAAUUGAUGGAUAUAUAUCCACCAUUUCUGCAGGGCUGGAACCAAGCCUCAGGAAGGUCUUUAUUCUUACCCAGAAGGCACAUUUCAAAUCAUCGAAUAUAGCUCGCUUAGAGGCGGCGAUUAAGGUCUACGCGCCAUUAGCGAGACUCGAGCAACUACGACCAGACGUGCUCAAGAAGCUGUCAGGGAUGUUGCUGCAUCCAUUCCCCAAGGUAUGUUUCUGCACAAUUCCCGCAGCUCUUGCAUUAUUAAUUUCCGUUCAGGUCAGGGCAGUUGUUGCAGAUUACCUGUUCAUGGAGACGGGUUUGGACUUUGUCAGAAACGAAGAUUGGACUCGGCAGCCAAAGCAGAUGAAGGGAGAUGUUGAAAGGCUAAGAAGGGUAUUGGUUGUGUAGAUUUAUAUGAAAUUCAAACCUCAUAUC
Molecule: messenger RNA, 3687 nt
Organism: Monascus purpureus
Lineage: Eukaryota; Fungi; Ascomycota; Eurotiomycetes; Eurotiales; Aspergillaceae
Source: the annotation of a GenBank genome assembly